Messenger RNA from Hyaloscypha bicolor E, 1038 nucleotides. RefSeq names its product cyclin-domain-containing protein. Gene Ontology annotation, molecular function: protein kinase binding; cyclin-dependent protein serine/threonine kinase regulator activity. NCBI's taxonomy places the organism in Eukaryota, Fungi, Ascomycota, Leotiomycetes, Helotiales, Hyaloscyphaceae. Gene Ontology annotation, cellular component: cyclin-dependent protein kinase holoenzyme complex; nucleus. The record is from RefSeq and is a predicted model, not a curated record. The coding region runs from base 1 to 1038 and encodes 345 amino acids. Gene Ontology annotation, biological process: regulation of cyclin-dependent protein serine/threonine kinase activity. The transcript has a single exon.
AUGUCUCCCACUCGAUCUGCGAAUGGCGUCUGCGUGUCAGCCUCGUCUCCGACAGAAACCAAACCUUCCAUUCACGAUUCCGCGGACUCGUUCACAUAUAUCCUCCCGCCUCGUCCAAAUCCCUCUGCUGAUGCAGGGCUCUCUGUCAAGGUUCCUGGCGAUGAACCCUCACCACCUUCGUCCCCAAAUAGCCUCGACGUAUUCACGAUUGGCCCUGUUACCGCACUGAAGCUGUUAUGUGCCGGCAUUGAGGCACUGGUGAGGGUGACCGGAGAUAUCCCCCCAACACCACCUCCCACACAUUCUACUCCUCCGAAUAUGCGUGGAAUGCAAGCGGAGAAGGAGAAUAUAAUCAGGAGCAACUCAUACAAAAAUCUCGCCGACCUAAACAAGCGACCAAGAACGCCAUCAAGUUCCAGCGGAGGUUCGGAAGACAUAGACGGCGUGAGCUUCAAGAAGGCUGCUCUAGGGAACCCAAAUCUUGCCCCUGCCGAACCAUAUAUCAUCAUCGGGGACAAUGCGGAACCUCUAAACAUCCAGCACAGCGCAAUCACCCGCAAGUUCUACUCGAAACAUCCUCCUCCAAUUUCACUGGAAGACUACCUGAUGCGAAUUCACAAAUUCUGCCCGAUGUCUACAGCGGUCUACCUUGCAACAAGUUACUACAUACACAAACUUGCAGUCGAUGAACGAGCCAUCCCAGUCACACGUCGCAACUGCCAUCGACUAUUACUAGCAGGUCUUCGAGUAGCUAUGAAAGCAUUGGAAGAUCUCAGCUAUCCACAUUCGCGGUUCUCGAAGGUUGGCGGAGUGAGCGAAGGCGAGCUUGCUAGGCUCGAGAUCAGCUUUUGCUUCCUGACUAACUUCGAAUUCAAGACGAGCAAGGAGACACUCCUAGACCACGCCAUCAGUUUGAAGGAGAUAUCUUCGCUACAAGGAGCUAUGAAUUUCAUUCCGAGGCUACCAUUGAAGACUAAGAUGAGACCGAAUGUAGGAGUUCAGGAAACAGUAUUCGAGGUCACGGCAGAUGCCUGCUAG